Molecule: messenger RNA, 1089 nt
Organism: Trematomus bernacchii (emerald rockcod)
Lineage: Eukaryota; Metazoa; Chordata; Actinopteri; Perciformes; Nototheniidae
Exons: 8
Coding region: 1-1089 (362 amino acids)
Biological process (GO): T cell activation; interleukin-15-mediated signaling pathway; positive regulation of ERK1 and ERK2 cascade
Cellular component (GO): membrane raft; external side of plasma membrane
Molecular function (GO): protein tyrosine kinase binding; MHC class II protein binding
Source: RefSeq, a predicted model, not a curated record
AUGUCUGAAUUCAGAAGGAUCAUAAUGUCUUCAUUCCUGAUGCUGCUGCUCCACUUUACAGCAGCAAAGUUGAAAUAUUCCUCCUUCACGGUCAGACCAGGAGAUGAAGUCACUUUGCCUUGUGACAAUGUGAUACAUGAUCAGGAUAAAUGUGAGAGUACUAGCUGGCACUUCAUUGAUUCAAGUAGCUCAACAGCAGUAGAGCUGGUUCAUCGUGGGCAGAUUGGUAAAGAAGACAAAGCUAAAUCAGACAGACUGAGAGUUACAGAGAAAUGUUCUCUGUUUAUAAAGAAGGUCACAGAGGAGGAUGCUGGUCAAUACAACUGCAGACAGUUAAGCUCAGGACAACAAGAAGGUCCAGUCACUGUGUUUGAUCUGUCUGUUGUUACCAUGACUGAACAUCAUGACAAUGAUGAGGUGACGUUAAACUGCUCUGUGAAGACACAUGGACAGUGUAAACACCCAGUGAAGUGGCUGCUUCAGGGUCGAGAUGUGGUUAAAGAUCACAGAAAGAUAAAGACAUCACAGUCUUUCUGCUCUGCCUCUGUGACAUUUCUGACUUUUCAUUUUAGUAACACACCAAGGUUUGAGUUGUUUACUUGUGUAGUAAGAGAUGAGUACACAGGAGAAGAACAUCAGUUUCCUUUCAGCCCUCAGUCCUCAGGUUGGUGGUGGUGGAUCAUCGUUGUGAUAGUGGGUGUUGCAGCACUCACAAUAAUCACUGUGGCUGUCAUCAGACGGAAGAGGACUCAAGGGAAUGAAACGCAGACAGAUGACAACGUGGCUGAUCCUGAAGAUGGUGCUUCCUACACCUCCGUCAGCUACACCAGUACGACCAGCAGUAAAGCCAGGGCUCAUGAUGAUGAAGAUGAUGCACUGACCUACAGCACUGUGACGUAUCGUCCGCACGGUUCCGUCGCGUUGAAGCUUGCCGGUGGGCGUGUCUGGUGCGCGACCAACAACCAAUCACAAAACACUUCUCCUUCAGUUCUCAGAAGAGAAAUAAAGAAGCAGCAGGUCAGAGACUCUGACAGUCGAGAGCCAGAGACCGAGAGAGAAGCACGAUGUCUGAAUUCAGAAGGAUCAUGA